AUGGACUACGAAGCGUUGAAGGAUCAAUGGAGCGAUGUCGAAGACCGUGAUGGCAUCAGGCUCAGCUGGAACACGUUUCCUAGCACUCGCAUGGAAGCGUCCCGACUUGUUGUCCCUAUUGCCGCUGUUUACACUCCCCUGAAGGAGAAGCCCGAUUCGCCGUUACUACAAUAUGAGCCGGUAACUUGCAAAGCACCCUGUCGGGCUGUCCUGAACCCCUACGCCAACGUCGAUGUUCGGGCCCGGAUCUGGAUUUGCCCUUUCUGCCUCAUGCGCAAUCCCCUUCCCCCUCACUAUAAGGACAUCACUGAGAAUGCGAUACCCCCGGAACUGCACCCUCAGAGCACGACAAUCGAAUACCAAUUGGCGCGCCCCGCUCCCGCUCCCCCUAUCUUUGUCUACGUCGUCGAUACUUGUCAAGAGGAAGACAGUCUGAAGGCUUUGAAGGAUACUCUGAUUCUGAGCUUGUCUUUGCUGCCGCCGAAUGCUCUGGUUGGAUUGAUCACUUAUGGCACAAUGGCCCAAGUUCACGAGCUUGGAUAUACUGAAUGUGCGAAGUCGUACGUUUUCAGAGGCAGCAAGGAGUAUGCGGCGAAGCAGGUCCAGGAGAUGCUCGGACUCCUCGCCGCUGGACCUCGUCCAAACAUGCCGCAGCAACCAGCUCGCCCGCCUGUUGGUCCCGCUGCGCGCUUCCUGCUACCCGUUCAGCAAGCCGAGUUCCAGAUCACCAAUGUCCUCGAACAGCUGCAGCGUGAUCCUUGGCCCGUUGCCAACGACAAGCGACCCCUCAGAUGCACUGGUGUGGCUCUGAGUGUUGCUGUUGGCCUGCUCGAGACAUCCUUCCAGAACGCUGGUGGGCGCAUUAUGGUUUUCACCAGCGGUCCCGCUACGGAAGGCCCCGGUCACGUCGUUGGACCUGAGCUGAAGGAGCCAAUGCGUUCCCACCACGAUAUCGACCGGGAUAAUAUCAAGUACUACAAGAAGGCUGUCAAGUUCUACGACGCCCUGGCCAAGCGCGCGGCUAACAACGGACAUGUUGUCGACAUUUUUGCCGGCUGCCUUGACCAAGUCGGUCUUCUGGAAAUGAAGAACCUGGCCAACUUCACUGGAGGUCAUAUGCUCCUUACAGACAGCUUCACGUCGUCACAGUUCAAGCAGUCGUUUGUUCGGGUUUUCGAUAAGGACGCCAACGAUAACCUCCUCAUGGGCUUCAACGCCUCUCUUGAAGUCCUGACCACAAAGGAGCUCAAGGUCACUGGACUUAUCGGUCAUGCAGUUUCUCUGAACAAAAAGUCAAGUUCGGUCGGAGAAACAGAGUGCGGUAUUGGCAACACCUGUGCCUGGAAAAUGUGCGGCAUUGAUCCGUCCUCAAGUUACGGCGUGUACUUCGAGAUUGCCAACCAGGGCGGUCCUGCAGCCGUGCAACCAGGCCCUCAGCGGGGUAUGAUGCAAUUCUUGACCUACUACCAGCACGCUUCUGGUCAUUAUCAUCUCCGAGUCACAACUGUUGCACGCCCCUUGAGUGGCCCAACCGGUGACCCGACUCUCGCACAGUCCUUUGAUCAGGAGGCUGCUGCCGUGCUGAUGGCACGUAUUGCUGUCUACAAGGCAGAUGUCGACGAUGGACCAGACGUUAUCAGAUGGGUUGAUCGCAUGCUCAUCAGACUCUGCUCUCGCUUCGCGGACUACCGGAAGGAUGACCCAACCUCGUUCCGCCUGGAAAAGAACUUCACGCUUUAUCCCCAAUUCAUGUUCCACCUCCGUCGCAGCCAGUUCUUGCAGGUGUUCAACAACUCGCCUGACGAGACAGCUUUCUACAGACACGUCCUCAACCAUGAAGAUGUUGGCGACGCCCUUGUAAUGAUUCAGCCCACGCUGGAUUCGUAUUCUCUGGAACAUGAGGGAAGCCAGCCUGUUCUUCUCGACUCGGCUUCAAUCCAGCCCACUCACAUCCUUCUCCUCGACACUUUCUUCCAUAUCCUAAUUUUCCACGGAGAGACCAUUGCCGAAUGGAGGAAAGCAGGCUAUCAGGAUCAGGAAGGUUAUGAAAACCUGAAGGCUCUCUUGGAGCAGCCUAAGGAGGAUGCUAGGGAAUUGAUCGCUGACCGUUUCCCACUGCCUCGUUUCAUCGUCUGUGACGCCGGCGGAUCUCAAGCGCGUUUCCUCUUGUCCAAGUUGAACCCCUCUACUACACAUACGACAGGAGGUUACGGUGGAGGCGUGACGUCGCAGACUAUCUUCACUGAUGAUGUCUCGUUGCAGACGUUCAUGGAUCAUUUGAUGAAGUAUGCUAUCCCAACAUGUUUUACAAUUGUCAUGAAUGAUGCUAACCCACCAAUCUAG
This is a messenger RNA of Aspergillus fischeri NRRL 181, 2343 nucleotides long. It is a transcript of the gene sec23, whose product is annotated as GTPase-activating protein SEC23. The transcript has 6 exons. Gene Ontology annotation, molecular function: GTPase activator activity; zinc ion binding. Gene Ontology annotation, cellular component: COPII vesicle coat; endoplasmic reticulum exit site. Lineage: Eukaryota; Fungi; Ascomycota; Eurotiomycetes; Eurotiales; Aspergillaceae. The record is from RefSeq and is a predicted model, not a curated record. Bases 1 to 2343 code for a protein of 780 amino acids. Gene Ontology annotation, biological process: COPII-coated vesicle budding; COPII-coated vesicle cargo loading; intracellular protein transport.